Messenger RNA from Oryzias melastigma (Indian medaka), 3093 nucleotides. Its product is annotated as E3 ubiquitin-protein ligase RNF31. Gene Ontology annotation, cellular component: LUBAC complex. The record is from RefSeq and is a predicted model, not a curated record. The transcript has 21 exons. NCBI's taxonomy places the organism in Eukaryota, Metazoa, Chordata, Actinopteri, Beloniformes, Adrianichthyidae. Gene Ontology annotation, molecular function: ubiquitin protein ligase activity; K48-linked polyubiquitin modification-dependent protein binding; linear polyubiquitin binding. Bases 470 to 2860 code for a protein of 796 amino acids. Gene Ontology annotation, biological process: protein linear polyubiquitination; protein transport.
AAAAAUCGCAGGUGAGGAGUGACACGAGAAGUUUAGCAGGUGAAACUGGGAAGAUAUCAGAGGGGUUUUUUUUCUUCUCUUUUCUUUUGUCGUUUAUCUGCAUAAAUGUUCUUUUUUCACAACAUCGAAAAUAUGGAAAGGAAAUUUCCGUCAUAAAUAUUAAGGGGAAAAUCGUCUGCUCGUCGUUUCCAGGUGGAACCUAUGAAUGUGGAAAUGAAAAUACAUCUUUUUCUAAUAGUUUUAGUAUGAUUUUACGCAUUCUCACCCUAAAUUUAGUCAGGAUCUCCCAUUGAUCCGCUUAUGAUUUUUACCGUGCGAACGGGUUGUUCUAAAAUCCAAAACACGCAGAUACGUGGUCUGUCCUGGAGGGGGCAGCAGAGAGGCGGCCAGGAUCCGUCAGGUGACAGAGUAAGAGCGGUGACCCUGUUAGCAUGAAGCUAGGGACCGAAACUGAAGAAAAGGAAAGAAAAUGCCGAGAGUGCGAAGGAAGGCGGAGCUGCAGACUCUGACUGAGUGUCAGUAUUCUCAUCCCGCUGAAACUCUCGCGGACCUUCAGGAGGCUCGCUCUCGGUUUCCUGAUCUGUGUUUGUACGCUGAUUACUACUGUUUCCCAAACAAGGACACAAAAAAACUAGUCUUCCUGGCGGGCACGCUUCCUGUUUUAUAUGAAGGAAGUACAUAUAAUAUUCCAGUGUGUGUUUGGUUACACGUGACCCAUCCUGCGUCCCGCCCUCGCUGUUACGUUUGCCCGUCUGCCUCCAUGGUAAUCAACCCGUCCUGUCCCUGCAUUGAUGCUUCGGGCAACAUCAGUCUGGAUGGGCUCACCAGAUGGACUCGGGGUGUUUCCAGCCUAUCAGAACUGCUGGCUGAGAUGGUACAGGUCUUUCAAAGAGAUACGCCCCUUUAUACCAGGUGUCCGGUUCAAGCUCCGCCCCCUCCAGAUGUGCAUCUGUCAGCUGUCAAAGCUCCGCCCACCGCAAAUGUGCAAUUCUCAUCUGUCCAAGCUCCAUCUACUGCAGGUGUGCACCUGUCUCCUGUUAAAGCCCCGCCCCCUCCAGGGGAGCAUCUGUCUCCAGGUCAGGCUUUGCCCUCUCUUUCCAGCAUCCAAAACGUUUCCUCCAGAUCUCCCCCCCUGAAUAUACAGCUGCCCGCCCCCUCCUCCCACCUGAGAGGUCAUAAAGCCAAUGAAUGGGGUCCGAACAGUGGGAGGGGGCGUUCGUCAUACGUAGAAGAGCUGCAAGGAAUCGACUUCAGCGCCCCUCCUUUGUCCUCCAGCACUAACCCGUUCGUAGGUUCCUCUUCAUCAGGUGACACUCUCGUAGAGCCACUCAGCAGGACCAUGGCAGCUCUGAUUUUGGAAGAAGGAUCCAGCAAACAUCAUCCGGAUGACCUCCAAGUUCCAAGGAUCAAGUUUGGAGCAGCUGAUGACAGCACCACUACAGGUUCUGGAGCAGACUUCAGCAAGUUGGCAGCUCGGCUCCCAGCGGAGCAGGCGGCGGUCUUCCUGGCUUUGAUGACCCUGCAGGGGCAGAGUUUCAGUUCUGCUGAUGCUCUAGAAGCCGUCCAGCUCAACAAGGACUUCUCCUCAGCGCUCAAGUUCCUGACUCACACCUGCCCCAUCUGUCAUGAGCAGGUGUCCUUCAGCAAGAUCAUCACCAUGACUCACUGUUCCUGCUUCCUAUGUCAGACGUGCUUCAAGGCCUUCUUCUCUGUAGCCAUUAAGGAGCGCAGUGUGGACCACUUGGUCUGUCCUCAGUGUGGUAAGCCUGAGGUUCGAGCCCAGGGAGGGCUGGAGGAGGCCACGGACUACUUCAACCUGCUGGACACACAGAUUCGUCACUACUUGCCUGGUGACAUCCAUGAACUCUUCCAGAGGAAACUCAGAGACCGAACUCUUCGGGAGAUGCCCAACUUCUGCUGGUGCGCCCAUUGUUCGUUUGGGAUUCUCCACGAGGCGGAGCGCCUCCGGAUGGACUGUCCCAGCUGUGAGAAGAGCACCUGCUCUCGGUGCAGGUCACCUUGGGCCCCCGAGCAUCAAAGACUCUCGUGUGAGCAGUUCAAGGCUUGGCAGGAGCAGAACCAGCUGGACAAUCACAACUCCACCCCCAUCCCCAACAGCAUCGAAUGUCCCAGCUGCCGCUCCGUCUUUCUCCUGGCCAGAGGAGGCUGCCUGCAUUUCACCUGCACUCAGUGUCAGCACCAGUUCUGUGGCGGCUGUGCCAGGACCUUCACAGCAGGAUCCGCCUGCAGUUUCUCUGCUGACUGUGGAGCCAAAGGUCUUCAUGCCCAUCACCCCAGAGACUGCCUGUUUCACCUCAGAGACUGGAGCGUGAGCCGUCUCCUCCUGCUGCUACAGCAUUACAGAAUUACUCCAGCCUGGAUAAAACCAGCCGGUGGCAGCUCAUCUGGCAACACUCAGACAGCUGUAUGUUUGGUGUUGGAGCUCAGAGAUGAUGGCGGCAGACGGGAGGAGCCGUGUGGACGCCCAUCACCGCAGGGGUUUCAAGGUUACUGCCAAUUACACUAUAAGGAGCGUCUGGUGGAGCUGAUCAACCGUUUCCGUUGCGACCCUGCAGUCCUCUUCAGCCCAGCAGAGAUGGUUGCAGAGCUGCAGCGAUGGCGCGUUGCCGUGCCGACCGUGAGGCCUGAUGAGCCGGAGCCGUUGUACACACAUCGUCUGCGCCUUAAUCCUGACUGCAGCAGGAUGAUUAUUAAUGUUGACCAAUCACAUUCCACUUCGGGACUAACGGUGUUCUUCACGGACGCGGCUGAAGCCCCGCCCUGCACAUACUUAAGUAGUAGCUGGAGGACGUCUCCAUUAACCCUCCGCUGGGUGACAAUGACAUCAUCGAGGGUGUGAACAACCUUAGCUAGUAACUUCUGAUUAGCCUCUAGCUUCCACAGGAGCAAAGAUGUAAAACUCAUUAGGGAGCAAAAAACAUCAUUGAGCAGCUAAUUGAAGCUUACUUAACCAACACUAAGGAAACAAACACUCCAGGCGACGGGGUCAUGUGACCCAUCAGCAUGUUUGUUUGGUCAGAAAAGUUUCUGUAUUUAAACUGUUUAUUUAACAAAUAAAUAUAGUUUCCUGUU